GGGUUGGGUCCGAGCAUCCCGAGGUUCUGGACCUCCGGGCCCGGACAUGGCGACCGCCGGGACGUCCCCGCGAGUUCCGCUGCUGCUUCUCCUGGCCGUAGCAGGGGUCGCGGAGGUGUCAGGGAGCCUGUCCCCGGGCAGUGCGGGUGCAUUGUGUUGUGACCAUUCAAAGGAUAACCAAAUGUGCCGUGAUGUAUGUGAACAGAUAUUCUCCUCAAAAAGUGAGUCCCGACUAAAACAUCUGUUGCAGCGAGCCCCAGAUUAUUGCCCUGAAACAAUGGUUGAAAUUUGGAGUUGUAUGAAUUCAUCUUUGCCAGGUGUGUUUAAGAAAUCUGAUGGAUGGGUUGGCUUAGGCUGCUGUGAACUGGCUAUUACCUUGGAGUGUCGACAGGCAUGCAAGCAGGCAUCAUCAAAAAAUGAUAUUUCCAAAGUUUGCAGAAAAGAAUAUGAGAAUGCUCUUUUCAAUUGCAUUAGCAGAAAUGAAAUGGGCUCAGUUUGUUGCAGUUAUGCGGGCCAUCACACAAACUGCCGCGAGUACUGUCAAGCCAUUUUUCGAACAGACUCUUCUCCUGGUCCAUCUCAGAUCAAAGCAGUGGAAAAUUAUUGUGCCUCUAUUAGUCCACAGUUAAUACACUGUGUGAACAAUUAUACCCAAUCUUAUCCAAUGCGGAACCCAACAGACAGUUUAUAUUGCUGUGACAGAGCUGAAGACCAUGCUUGUCAAAAUGCCUGCAAGAGAAUUCUCAUGUCCAAAAAAACAGAAAUGGAGAUCGUUGACGGCCUCAUCGAGGGCUGUAAGACUCAGCCCUUGCCGCAGGACCCCCUUUGGCAGUGUUUUCUUGAAAGCUCGCAGUCCGUUCACCCUGGCGUCACUCUACACCCUCCACCCUCCACAGGCCUUGAUGGGGCUAAAUUGCACUGCUGUUCUAAAGCCAACACGUCAACGUGUAGGGAACUAUGCACUAAACUUUAUAGCAUGAGCUGGGGCAAUACACAGAGCUGGCAAGAGUUUGAUCACUUUUGUGAAUAUAAUCCAGUAGAAGUGUCCAUGUUGACCUGUUUAGCAGAUGUUCGGGAACCUUGCCAGUUGGGCUGUAGAAACCUUACUUACUGUACUAAUUUCAACAACAGGCCAACGGAGCUUUUUAGGAGCUGUAAUGCUCAGUCAGAUCAAGGAGCCAUGAAUGACAUGAAGCUAUGGGAGAAAGGAAGCAUAAAGAUGCCGUUCAUCAACAUCCCUGUUCUUGACAUUAAAAAGUGUCAGCCAGAAAUGUGGAAAGCAAUAGCCUGUUCACUGCAGAUUAAACCUUGUCACAGUAAAUCCCGGGGAAGUAUUAUUUGCAAAUCAGACUGUGUGGAAAUUCUCAAGAAAUGUGGGGACCAGAACAAAUUCCCUGAAGACCACACAGCAGAAAGUAUUUGUGAACUUCUGUCACCUACGGAUGACCUGGAGAACUGUAUACCUUUGGAUACAUACCUCAGGCCAAGUACUUUAGGCAACAUUGUAGAAGAGGUGACUCAUCCCUGUAACCCCAAUCCUUGCCCUGCCAAUGAGCUUUGUGAGGUGAACCGAAAAGGGUGUCCGUCCGGAGACCCCUGCCUUCCGUACUCCUGCGUUCAAGGUUGCAAAUUGGGAGAAGCUUCUGAUUUCAUUGUCCGCCAAGGGACACUGAUCCAGGUGCCAUCAUCUGCAGGUUCAGAAGUUGGUUGUUAUAAAAUUUGCUCCUGUGGGCCUAGUGGACUCUUAGAAAACUGCAUGGAAAUGCACUGCAUAGACCUCCAGAAGUCUUGUAUUGUUGGAGGAAAAAGAAAAAGUCAUGGAACAUCCUUUAACAUCGACUGCAAUGUUUGUUCUUGUUUUGCUGGCAACUUGGUGUGUUCCACCCGCCUGUGCCUCAGUGAGCACAGUUCAGAAGAUGACCGUCGCACCUUCACAGGUCUGCCCUGCAACUGUGCAGAUCAGUUCGUCCCCGUGUGUGGGCAGAACGGACGCACUUACCCCAGUGCCUGCAUCGCUCGCUGUGUGGGCCUCCAGGACCAUCAGUUUGAAUUUGGAUCGUGCAUUUCAAAGGAUCCAUGUAAUCCUAACCCCUGUCCCAAAAGCCAAAGAUGCGUACCCAGACCCCAAGUCUGCCUGACAACUUUUGAUAAGUUUGGAUGUAGCCAAUAUGAGUGUUUGCCACGACAGCUCACCUGUGACCAGGCCCGAGAUCCUGUUUGUGACACAAACCACGUGGAGCACAGCAAUCUCUGCACUUUGUACCAGAGAGGGAAGAGUCUCUUGUACAAAGGCUCGUGCCAGUCCUUCUGCAGAACCGCGGAGCCCGUCUGCGGGCACAACGGCGAGACCUACAGCAGCGUGUGCGCCGCCUACUCGGACCGCGUGGCCGUCGACUACUACGGGCCCUGCCAGGCCGUGGGCGUCCUGUCGGAGUACAGUUCCGUCACAGAGUGUGCCGCUGUGAAGUGUCCUUCCAUCUCAGCGACCGAGUGCAAACCCAUCAUCCCACCCGGUGCUUGCUGCCCGUUAUGUGCUGGCAUGUUAAGAGUUUUAUUUGACAAAGAAAAACUGGAUACUAUCGCCAAGGUAACAAACAAAAAGCCAAUAACAGUUCUGGAAAUACUUGAGAAAAUCCGCAUGCAUGUGUCUGUUCCACAGUGUGAUGUAUUUGGGUACUUCAGCAUUGAAUCAGAAAUCGUGGCCCUGAUCAUUCCUGUCGAUCACUAUCCAAAAGCUUUGCAGAUUGAGGCCUGCAAUAAAGAAGCGGAGAAGAUCGAAUCCCUCAUCAACUCGGACAGCCCUACUCUGGCAUCCCACGUCCCGCUCUCUGCCCUCAUCAUUUCCCAGGUGCAGGUCUCCAGCAGCGUGCCGUCGGCCGGCGUCGGGGCCAGACCUCCCUGCAGCUCCGGCCUCUUCCUCCUCAGCCUGGGCCUCACCUUGCACGUGGUCCGGACGUGUAACUGACGACCCAUGGAAGGUGCAGUGUGUUCCUCAGUCUGAUUUUCUGCCUGCGAGAGACACGCAGGACCUCUGGUUUGUCGUUGGCCAGUGGCCAAGUUAGGGCCCUCGUCACCUGUUCACCACACAGUAUUUUUUUAUCUGCCAAUAUCGAUAGGGGUUUUGCUUUGUUUUUAUAAAUGGAAAAAUAUGUUCUUCCAAAUACUAAUGCAAAUAGGAUGUUUCCGUCUGGUGGACCACUGCCUUCCGAUUUACAUUUGGCUCAUUAGAUGGGUCCUUCGCUCUAAAUAUAUUCAGUGUCACUGAUAGAUGAGAUGGUCACUUUGUAGAAAAUAACUCACUAUGCAAUGGGCUUUGCAUCACAGAAAGUUCAUUUCAGAGUUCCUCCUGUAAGUAUUAAGGGGCCCCUAAUGUUUGUGUCUUUGUUUACAGAUAAUUGCCCACUCUAUCUAGAAGCUAGGGGUCACAGUAAAGAGCCACUGCCAUUAAAGCAUGGAGUGGAGACAAAGUAUCUUUGGAAUUAUCAUGUGGAUCAUCAGGCAGAUUUAACUUACAGAAAUGUAAUUCAGGACCCCACCUAUUGUGAUAAGUGAAAGCAGGCUACCCAAGUGGCAUUCACAUGAAAUGUGGUGAUCUCGCGGUUACAGACGUGCGUCUGUGACUUUUGUGAAGGGAGAAGUUACGGCACAUCAAAGCAUCUUGCAUUGUGCAUCUAUCUUUACGUCACCCGAGUGUACGUUCUCGGGUGCCACCCGAGCUAAAUUCUGAGUUUGUAAACAUCAAUCUUUAAACCAAUUGCUGCUACUUAUAUAAUUGCCAAAAAGUGAAAUAAUUAGUAGUUCAUGUAAAUACGACAUGAUUUUUCUAUUUUAUUAUGAAGAAGGUGAAUAGCCAUAUUUGUAAAGUGACAAUCAUUCGUGUUAGCCUAAUGCUGCCCGUUUAUGAAGACACAUUUGCUCUGUGUGACGUACACAGUGUAGGUAAGUGUUCGUUUGCCUUCUUUUCUGAGAUAGAGUUAUAAAGAAUUACGGUUUAUAUAUUUAAAAGUGUCAAUCUAAGUAUUAAAAUGUUUGCAUGUUGUCUAAGAAGUUGAAUACUUUGAAUGUUUCACAGUUUGAAAUAAGCUAUUCAGUGUAUACUUCCUGUUUGUGUGCACCUAAACAUAGAUUCCACAUGGAGUAUUUUUCAGUAUUAUAUGUACCCUCUGGAAUAUAUAAGGAUAUGCUUAUACCAAAAUGUUUAAAAGUGGGCACUUAAACUUUCAGAAUAUCUCAAUGCCAAUGUAGCAUGUUUGUUGCAAUUGUUUCUUCUAUAUAAAUGUCUUCAAUGCAAUAUACUGGAAAGCUAUUUUAAUAAAAGUAAUUUUAUAUGGUUA
Messenger RNA from Artibeus jamaicensis (Jamaican fruit-eating bat), 4334 nucleotides. It is a transcript of the gene RECK, whose product is annotated as reversion inducing cysteine rich protein with kazal motifs. The transcript is spliced from 21 exons. The record is from RefSeq and is a predicted model, not a curated record. Gene Ontology annotation, molecular function: metalloendopeptidase inhibitor activity; protein binding. Gene Ontology annotation, cellular component: plasma membrane. NCBI's taxonomy places the organism in Eukaryota, Metazoa, Chordata, Mammalia, Chiroptera, Phyllostomidae. Gene Ontology annotation, biological process: blood vessel maturation; extracellular matrix organization; sprouting angiogenesis. The coding region runs from base 47 to 2965 and encodes 972 amino acids.